CUCUUUUAAGCUGUAGUAUUGAAAUUCCAUCUCAAAAUUAAAGUGGAAAAAAUAUGAUACAUUUUUUUAACUUAUUCAACCUGCUCUUCAAGGUAAUCAUGAGACUUUGGAAUUCAUCACAGUUGCAAUUUAUUGAUUAUUUGCACUAUAUUUAUUGCAUUUGAACUCUAAUCAACUAUACUGUGAGUAGGUGUUCUCCAUAUUGAGCUAAUUUGUAUACUCCUAGCUCCAAUUAUAUUGAUUGGAUCAUGAUACAUAGUCAACACUUGUUUAUUGAAAAAGCAAAUGACUUUGAAAAUAAAUCAAUACUUUCAAAAAGUAUAGUGUUUCAGGUAUAUUAUCCUCUCUUUCUAAGUAAUCAAAUCCGCAGAAGUAAUGGAGUAUGAAAAUGUUACAGAAUUUAUACUCCUAGGUCUUUUUAGUGAUGAGGAUGUAAAGGCUAUCUGCUCUGUGCUCUUCUCACUUUGCUAUCUUGCAAUUCUCUCAGGAAAUCUGGUCAUGCUCCUCACCAUCAGGGGCAGCCACCUUCACAAACAGCCCAUGUACUUUUUCCUCAGCUACCUGUCUCUCAUGGAUAUGGGCUUCACUUCCACAGUGGCCCCCAAAUUUAUCAUAGAUCUUUUGACUCGGUGGAAUACCAUCUCCUAUAAUGGCUGCAUUGCCCAGAUGUUUUAUGCCCACUUCUUUGGUGCCACCAAGAUCUUCAUCUUGGUGGUCAUGGCCUAUGAUCGCUAUGUGGCCAUCUGCAGACCACUUCACUAUAUGGCUGUCAUGAGAAGGCAGAUGUGUUAUAGCCUUUUGAUGGUCUCUAUUAUUGGAGCCUUUCUCCAUUCAUUCGUGCAUGUAUUGAUUAUUAUUGAUCUUCCCUUCUGUGGUCCCAGUAAGAUAGACCACUAUUUCUGUGACAUAUUCCCAUUGCUGAAGCUUGCCUGCACGGACACAAGGCACUUGUUUAUUACAAUCAUUACCACCACAGGGGUGCUGGCUAUUUUGACCUUUGUUGCCUUGGUGAUUUCUUACAUCAUUAUCCUGUCCACCUUGAGGACCGGCUCCUCCCAGGGCCGCCGCAAAGCCCUGUCCACCUGCGGCUCACACAUCACUGUUGUGUUCCUGUUCUUCCUGCCUCUUAUCUUCACCUACGCCCCCACAGCUGAUUCCAUCAGCGAUGACAAGGUAUUAGCUCUCUUUUACACUGUGAUUGCACCAUUGUUCAAUCCUCUCAUUUACGCACUGAGAAACACAGACAUGAAGAAGGCCAUGAGGAAAGUGUGGUGUGGAGACCAACUGUUUGGAAGGAAUUGAGAUCUCUGCUACUGAAGUCACUCUUUAGCCUUAUGUCCACAGAAUCAGUGUCAUCAAAUGCAACAGGUCCGAGAGCUGGGGUCAGAAGUCACUAGACUUGCCAAGAAAAUGUUCUCUUUUGAUUUCUGUUUAUUAUUCUGUGCCUGUAUCCUCGGGACAUGGAUUCCUUCUCAGUUCUGAUACCUGUAACUUACUCUGUUUAUCCUAAUCCUAAAUAUAAUGAACUUGGUGAUAAUGUUAUCAGCACAAACUAAAUAUACUGCAUGGUUUAGCAGUUGUGCCUUGACUUAGAAACCAAAAAUUUUGACUGAGAUUUGUUGUAGUGGAAAGUCCUGAGCACUUCCUUUGUGAAGUGUUUAUUGCAGAUCAAACAUAAAAAAUUGUUAAAAUGACCAGGGAUGAUCAAAAAUAAUGUUAAUAUUUAAAUUUUUAAAAGCUUAUUACACUGAAGACAUUCCCAAAAACAGAAAGUGUGCUUGAUGCUAGGGGAGUAUUUUGAAGCAGUUUAAAGGCAAUUUAUCUUUUACUAUAUUAAAUUUUUAAAAUGUUGCAUUCCAUAUAUAUUUAAUCAGCUAACACUGAUCAAAUGGUUAAGUCAAUUUCUGUCAAAUAAAAUAUGUUGUGAACUUAACCAGUUUAUUUACUGAAUCUGGUACUAUGCAGCUUCUGGUUCUUUGCAAAAGACUGUGCAUUGAUUGAGAAUUGCCAGACAGUCAUUACAGCGCACCAGGAGAUGUUAGAAAGGAUGUCAAGAGCAUUUUCAAGAAGUGGCCAAAAUAAUGGUACAAGUAUGUUUGAAGGGAAGGAGAAUAUUUUGAGGGGGUUGAAUAGCAAAUUG
Messenger RNA from Cavia porcellus (domestic guinea pig), 2140 nucleotides. Its product is annotated as olfactory receptor 4P4-like. The transcript has a single exon. The record is from RefSeq and is a predicted model, not a curated record. Gene Ontology annotation, cellular component: plasma membrane. NCBI's taxonomy places the organism in Eukaryota, Metazoa, Chordata, Mammalia, Rodentia, Caviidae. Bases 376 to 1302 code for a protein of 308 amino acids. Gene Ontology annotation, molecular function: G protein-coupled receptor activity; olfactory receptor activity. Gene Ontology annotation, biological process: G protein-coupled receptor signaling pathway.